Messenger RNA from Caenorhabditis angaria, 291 nucleotides. The record is from the annotation of a GenBank genome assembly. NCBI's taxonomy places the organism in Eukaryota, Metazoa, Nematoda, Chromadorea, Rhabditida, Rhabditidae.
AUGCGUAUCAAAAUUUACAAUAAUAAAAGUUUCAAAAAGAAAUUGCCGAGUGAAAAGUUCUACACAAAAAUCAUUGGUGCAUGUUUCGAAGAUAAAUUUUAUUCAAAAAUGUAUCCUGGAGCACCUGCGGUUCCUUGUUCAGGUCCACAUUUUUGUGAAUAUCCUCAGAGAUCUGAUAUAAGAUGUGUUCACGUUGAUGCAAGUUAUGAAAAUGUUCCGAGAAUGUCACCAAUUUCAUUUUAUUUUGCGGUGAAACCUAGAAUGAGUUUCAAAAUUGGGUGUUAUGCAUAA